CCGGCCAACAAUUUCCGGAAACGCCGGUUAAGCAUUUGCGAUCAUUACCACAUGUACACAAACAUGCCUAGUGGAAACUAGUUAUUUUCUGCUGUAUGGAGGAAAAUCUUUUUGUAUCAACAAAGGUAAUCGCUACCGAGAUACAGCGAAAUAACACAGCGUGCAACAGAAAAGCGCCUUUAAUUUGACUACAUUGUUUUAAUUUAGCCGCGCUUGAACUUUAGCUACAUUGCUAGGUGCCGGUGCUGUGCAGCCUUAACCCUGACGAUCCCGACAUGUCGGGUAUAUGUACAGGACACGUACUUUUAAGCUAUUUUAAAAGCAAGUUUAUACCCAGCUGGAACCAAUUAUAUUUCGGUAGCGACGAGAAUAAAAACAAAACUGUAUAAAGCCUUAUUAUCCCGCGCUCUGUAACUGCAGUACACCAAGUCGCCAUUGAGCGUCGCUGCGCAGCCUGCCCGAUAUUACACUAUGAAUUAUAGCAAGGAAAAUGUCAAAGCACAGGUUUUCUUCGUCGAGGACUCCGCCGGUUCAGAGAGUGAGGAAGAAACGCGUUCUGGUUUCAUGAGAAGCACAAAGCGGGGUUCGCAGCUCAGCAGAGACGGCUCUCCUCCGCUCCUCCUCGCCUUCUCCUUGCCCUCUGGAAAGGCUCAGCAGGACACCUGCAGUGUCUCCAGCGCUGGUUCUCAGGAGGAGGAGGAGGAGGAGGAGGACAGUGAUGAGCCCAUUGAGGAGUGGAUGAUCCUGGAGGGAGAGGAGCAGAUGGAGGACUCCAGCAUCCAGCUCAACCUGGGCUGCUGGGACAGCUCUGAGGAGGACUUUGGAGAUGAAGAUCCGACAGACGAGGAAGGGAAAUCAGGAUGGGAUAUCUGGGCUGUAUCAGACAAAGACAAGUAUGGAGCUGCUCAGUCUCUGGGCAGUCGCUAUUUCAUGGCCGCUCGCUCGUCCAUCUGUAGCAUCUGCAGCAGGACGGGACAUGUCGCCAAAAGCUGCUACUUCCACAAGCAGAAAUGUCCCACUUGUGUCCUUUGCGGCGUCCAGGGCCACGGCCAAAGAGACUGUCCGAGUCGCCCCUGUUCCACCUGUGGCCUGCCGUCACACGCCCCCAUGCCCUGCAAAGUGCCUCCAGUGUGGAAACAGCACUGCCAGCGCUGUGGUGUCAACGGCCACAUGUCUGAUGCCUGCCCAGAUACAUGGCGGCAAUACCACCUGACAGUCAAGUUAGGGGUUCCUUUCAGACCCAGAACUGUCUGCAGUCUCAAACACAAGAGUCACCGUGCGCAUUGCUACAACUGCUCCUAUAGGGGACAUUAUGGUCAUGAGUGCACAAAGAGGAGGAUGAUCAGCGGCACUUUUCCUUCACUGCCUUACAUUUGCCACUACGACACCCUAGAGGACAUUCAACGGCGUGCAAGGACGCUAAUACCAGCCACGGAGCUGGGGAGGGCUGGACUCCUUCCUUCUUCACAGCAGGAACAGUCGACCACAAAAUCCGGGCCUUGUUGCAAAGAUAAACCGUCUGUCCAGGGACGAAGCAGGACAAAGCCGGAGGCAGGCUCCCAACCAGGAAGAAGGAAGACCUGGCCUGAAAGGCGCAGAGAGAGGCGUGAGGUGAAGCGACUGAGGAGGGAGGCCCUGGCCAAGAGGGAAAGUGGACUUCUGGGAAGGCCUCGUUGCGCCUCUUAUGAUGAAGUUUGCCCCGCUGACCCCUUCAGACACACCUUACUCAGUCAGAGACAGUCCAAACCUCCUCCGGAGAAGAAAAGGAGAGAGGUAAAAACUGGGAAAAAGAGCAAGAAGAGUAAAGAAGCAGAGAGGUGGAAGAAAAGAGGGGGGACAAAACGUGGGGAUUUGUAUCCACACGGCGACCUGGACAUUGGCAGCGAAAACCUUUUGUCUCCAAAGCAGAGAGUUCGUCACCGAAGGAGAUGAAAAGUGAUUGAUAUUUCUGUUAUUUUAGUGGCAUUAAAUUAGUUUAGCUUUUAUUUGUUUAUAACUUGUAUUUAAAUGGAGGAAAUAAAAAGAAGAGAAAUUGUGAUAUUAGUUGAACUGUGUCUGGAAGGAGUUUAUUGGAAUCAACUUUUUUGCAGUUUUUAAAAAAAUGUUUCUAAAGAGCAAGUAAAUUAAUAAAUGAUUUCCGACCGA
This is a messenger RNA of Fundulus heteroclitus (mummichog), 2145 nucleotides long. RefSeq names its product zinc finger CCHC domain-containing protein 7. Gene Ontology annotation, molecular function: zinc ion binding; nucleic acid binding. NCBI's taxonomy places the organism in Eukaryota, Metazoa, Chordata, Actinopteri, Cyprinodontiformes, Fundulidae. The coding region runs from base 472 to 1932 and encodes 486 amino acids. The transcript is spliced from 8 exons. The record is from RefSeq and is a predicted model, not a curated record.